CACACAACAGCAGAGGAGGGUGAAGGAUUAAAAUAAGAUUCCGUAUUAUGAAGUCGCUGUUUCUUUCCAGAUACACCUUCGUGUUUUUUUUUCUUCUGUGUGGACAAGCUUAUAAAUACAUCGGAUACCUUAGACAGUCAAACUUUGGUUCCGGCGAUGUGACCGGUAUUGGUGCGGCCACGGCGCUACACAUGAUCCAGUUUCAACCCCGACUGGUUAUCACAGGGCGGACCAAGAGCAAAUUGGACGCAGUUGAGGACAGCUUACUGGCCGCUGGUCUCAAACAUGACAGAUUCCUCAGCGCUGUUUGUGACGUCAUGGAUGACGCUCAACUUGAGAAUCUCGUGCAGAAAACGCUGGAUAUGUUCGGACAAAUAGACGUCCUGGUAAACAACGCGGCGGUGUUGGCCUACCAUACUGUCAUGGAUACCAACAUGGCGGAGUUUGAUCACGUAAUGAACACGAACAUCCGGUCGCCUUUCCUCCUGACCAAGCUUUGUUUACCUUACCUUAUAAAGACCAAAGGCUGCGUUGUGAACGUUUCAAGUAUUUCGGGUCAAUUUACGUACCAAAACGAGGCUGCCUAUGGAAUAAGCAAGGCGGCGCUAGACCAGUUCACGGGGAUUCUAGCUAAUGAGAUGGGUGAACAUGGCGUGAGAGUCAACUCCGUCAACCCAGGGGUGAUCCGGACGGGUAUCCAGAGGAAAGGCGGCAUGAGCGAGCAGAGAUACGCCCAGUAUGCGGAGGACCAACAGAAGACCCAUCCGCUUGGUCGUGUCGGAGAGCCUGAUGAGGUUGCCAUGGCGAUCACCUUUCUCGCUUCCGACCAGGCGUCAUUUACUUCCGGCCAGAUACUGUACGUGGAUGGCGGGCGACACAAGAAACCAACAUGAUUCUGGAACUGGAUUUGUUGGAGUGAUCGACAAGGUGGUUGUAAUGGACUAACCUUCCGUGGAAUACGCUUAACGUGAUAUUUUAGCUCCAGCCUGAAGUCACGUGCCCUCUGAAUAUUCAGACAAUACUAUCUUAGCUACACUAUAUUUCAAAUAAAGUUAAAAUAAAAGUGAUCUAACAAAAAACUAUGUUUGGUUAAUUUACCGUAUCUGAUGAGUUAUUACUUAUAUUAAAUAUGCAGACGAGACAAUAUUUUCUUCAUUAUAGAUCGUGUAUAUGUAUCGCCUUCUAAUAAGAUAAGAUAAAUUAAAAUAAGUUAACCUUUGUGCCAAGCCACUGGUUGCAAACCUAAUUUCUUAUCUGAUAUUUUUGGAUAUUUAUUCGAUUUGCUUAAUUUAAGCUCCGUGUUCUUCUUUCCAAAGGAACAUGCGUGUCGUAUGUUCGAUUAUAAAAUGAUGAUGUAAUAUUUUUACUGUCAAUUAUGUUUAGUAAAUACCUAUAAAGUAACCAAAUGUA
Molecule: messenger RNA, 1410 nt
Organism: Mya arenaria
Lineage: Eukaryota; Metazoa; Mollusca; Bivalvia; Myida; Myidae
Product: 3-oxoacyl-[acyl-carrier-protein] reductase FabG-like
Exons: 9
Coding region: 48-893 (281 amino acids)
Molecular function (GO): oxidoreductase activity
Source: RefSeq, a predicted model, not a curated record